Molecule: messenger RNA, 3153 nt
Organism: Passer domesticus (house sparrow)
Lineage: Eukaryota; Metazoa; Chordata; Aves; Passeriformes; Passeridae
Exons: 6
Coding region: 26-1702 (558 amino acids)
Source: RefSeq, a predicted model, not a curated record
UGUGCUGCAGACACGGGGAGAAAUAAUGGACAUAGCACAACGCAGAGAGCUGAACACCAGCUCAGUAUUGAUUCUCAAGCCCAUGGAACCUUCACUGGGAGAUCAUGGAACUGUCACGCUUGUGGUUGCCCUGACCCAGAGCGCUGAGGGUGGUGUCAGCAGCCUGGAUAGCUCCAGAAGAAAUUCAUAUCCCCCUCAGCAUCCCUUGGGGAACAAAGGCAAAACAGGUGCUGAUGACCUGAGGGCCAAGGCCAAGAAUAAGCUGCACAAGGGUGAAAGUAUCAAGACUACAAAAAGCAUUGUCCCACACCAGCCCCAAUCUGCCAGGCUGAAGCAUGCAGAGAAAAAGACACCCUCACGUUGGGUUCACAAGCAGCAGGAGUCACAUUUGAACUGGCAAGCAUUAAACUCUUGGGAUGUAGCUGGUCCGUUAAACCCCACUCAUGAAAAGUCUGUUGAUAGACACCUCAGAGAUGAGAUAGAAGAUCAAGCUCCAAAGCAGAACUACAUUACAACUCUCGAAGAGCAGCACGACAUCCAACAGAAGCUAAUCAACUCAAGGCUGAACUGGCAAAUACUAAACCCCUGGGAUGUAGCUAGUGUGUUAAACCCUAAUGAUGAGGACUCCAUUAUUGGACACCUCAGAGAUGAUGUGCAAGAUCCAGCUCCAAGGCAGAACUACGUCAAUUCUCAAAAACAGUCUAAGAAUGAGGACAGCCAGUAUCUGGCUGGACACAAUCCGCUUUUCUACCAGGUCUUGAGCCCUGUGAAAUCAGAGGGAGAGCCUACAGCAACCGUCACCAAAGAUGAGCACAGUCUAAACAGCAACCUGGAUUUUCUCUCUGACCCAUUGGUUCAGGGCCAACAUGCUGUGAGCAGCAGAGGAGGAGCCACGGCUGAGAAGGAGCAUUCCUCUCUAGGUGGGCACCUCCUGCUCAUGCCUGACACCACAGACACACACUGGAAGCAACAGGAAGAAGGUUCCAGGUUCCUCAAUAAACCUUGGAGCCCCCAAAGUCCAGACCUUGCACCGGUUCCAGGAGAGCUCUUGGAAGCCGUGGUUGAUCGUCAGCUGCGCUUGCUGGUGCCAGACAAAAGCCUGCAGAUGUUCAUGGCCCACGUGGAGCGAGCCCUGAGGAGGGACUGCAGCCUGCCCCAGCUCCAGCAGGCCUGUGCCAAGAUGGUCUCAAAGACUGGGCUGCUUCUAAAGGUGCUCAGUGAGAGGCAAGAAACCCAUGGAGCCUAUGAUCCCAUGGGCCGGUGUCCUCUGCAAGAGAACAUCUCCAGGCGCACAGCUCUGGAGGAGGAUCAGGAGCCCACAGAGAAGCCAAAGCCAGAGACCAUGGAUGACACGAUCACAUUCGUUGUAUUGCUGUCUCUCAUUGCAGUUGUUUUGCUGAUACUGCAGGGUGUCUUCCACGUGUGUUCCCGAUGUGCUGCAGCUGUUUACCAACAGCUUCUCAGAAGGAAAUUGUGGCUGACAAGGUUGUCUGUAAAACUGCAACAGAGAUGGAGGAAGAAGAAGUACAGGGAAGCAGAGUGUGCAAAGCAGGAUUUGCCUGAGCUCAGUGAAGAUGAAUUGCUGUUGGUUCAAUACAUCAUGGACAUCCUUGACAAAGAGGAAGAAGAAUUGCAGAAACAAAUGCAGAAAGAGAACAUAGAUGUCUCCCAGGAAGAGACAAAAUUUGAAGAACGCAAGUGAGGGAGAGAAGAUUUGCAAGAUGUCGAGAACAAGAAGAUGGAAGAAGCCCAAGGAAAUGCUGUCACCCAGAGACAAGAUGCUCCUGCCUGGGCCCUGCCCAGCAUCCAGCACCCCAAGCUCUGGGCUGCUGACUCCAUGACCAUUCUCUGCAGAGGAGGAUGCUGCUGGUGGGUGCCAUGCUUAGGACACCCCAAAGUCCCCUGGGGACUGGGACAGGGAGGAUCCAGGAAGGCCUGGGUGUCCCAAGCAGUCACCGCAGCUCAGCCUCUGGAGCCACAGCCUUCCCAGGGCCAUAACAUCCUGGGGACACCCUGGACAUGUGUUCCCAUCUGGGAAUGCUUUUCCAAUAAAUGCUGAUUUUGUACAGCCAGAGCAUCCUGGAAGUGUCCACGUGUUUGCUGGUCUGUACCCAUUUCUGUGGGGCUGCACACAUGUGUGCAGAGUUCUGCUUGUGUACAUGGUGCCAGAAUCAGGAUUUGAAGUGACACAUGUGUGCAGAGUUCUGCUUGUGUACAUGGUGCCAGAAUCAGGAUUUGAAGUGACAAGCAUUGAACCCCCGGGGUUGGUGGAUUAAACCCCAUUCAUGACAAGUCUGUUCAUAGACAACACAGACAUAAUGAGGAAGUUCAAGCUCUAAGGCAGAACUAUGUCAAUUCUCACAAACCACCUUAAGAAAGAGGACAGCCACUAUUGGGCUGGACAUAAUCAGCUUUUCUACCAGGUCUUGAGCCCUGUGAAAUCAGAGGGAGAGCCCAAAGUUGAGCAGCGUCUAAACAGGAACCUGGAUUUUCUCUCUGACCCGUUGGUUCAGAGCCACCAUGCUGUGAGCAGCAGAGGAGGAGCCACGGCUGAGAAGGAGCAUUCCUCUCUAGGUGGGCACCUCCUGAUCAUGCCUGACACCACAGACACACACUGGAAGCAACAGGAAGAAGGUUCCAGGUUCCUCAAUAAACCUUGGAGCCCCCAAAGUCCAGACCUUGCACCGGUUCCAGGAGAGCUCUUGGAAGCCGUGGUUGAUCGUCAGCUGCGCUUGCUGGUGCCAGACAAAAGCCUGCAGAUGUUCAUGGCCCACGUGGAGCGAGCCCUGAGGAGGGACUGCAGCCUGCCCCAGCUCCAGCAGGCCUGUGCCAAGAUGGUCUCAAAGACUGGGCUGCUUCUAAAGGUGCUCAGUGAGAGGCAAGAAACCCAUGGAGCCUAUGAUCCCAUGGGCCGGUGUCCUCUGCAAGAGAACAUGUCCAGACACAUGGUCUUGGGGAAGGACAAGGAACUCAUAGAGAAGGUAGGAGAGCUGCAGGACACUGCUGCACAUGUGCAUCUCAGGAUGAGUCCUCCUGCCCCUCAGUUCAUGAUGGAUGCCCCUAAUAAAGAAGAAUUUCAGGAUGACACACAAUGCAAAGAAUUCAGGUGAUGGGGAAAAGAAUUUAAGAAGGGGACGAAGCAAUUGGGACACC